AUGGCAAAGCAAGAAACGACUUCCACCGGACUCAUUCGCCACCCAAUACAGGAAGCCAGAGACUGGAGUGGCGCCGAUGACCCCGGAAAUCCACGCAACUUCUCCCUCACCCGGAAAGUGAUGGCAACGCUCACGUAUACUCUCCUGGCUUUCGUGAGCACCUUUGCCGCGUCACUCUACAGCCCGGGCAUCGACCAAGUCAGAUAUGACUUCGGCUGCUCCGACGAGGUCGCAAUUCUGCCUCUUUCUUUGUACAACCUCGGAAUGGCGUUUGGACCUCUUAUUGGCUCUCCACUGAGCGAGACAGCUGGCAGAAAAGUAGUCAUCCUCAUCACCACGCCGCUGUUUGCCCUCUUCACAUUAGGAGCAGGUUUCUCCAACUCAGUGGCCAGUUUGAUCGUCUGUCGCUUCUUUGCGGGCGUCUUCGCCGCGCCAGCAAUCGGCAAUGCAUCCGCCACCAUUACAGAUUACACUGAUAGCCGCCAUCGAGGAACCACCAUGGGCUUCUACUACGCCGUUCCAACCUUCGGUGCUGUGCUCGGUCCACUUGUUGGCGGCUUCAUCGUCGAAGCACGGGGCUGGAGAUGGACUCAGUGGACGACUAUCUUCUUCAUUGUGACCUUCUAUAUCCCCAUCAUCUUCACCAGAGAAACAUACAAGAAGACCAUCCUGCAGCAGAGGGCCAAGAGACUCAACAUUGAAGGUCCGCCCACGCCACAGCGAACGCUCAUGCAAUCGGUUCACUACUUUACCAUGAUUUUAGUCCUUCGACCGGCACACAUGCUUGUCACAGAGCCGAUCGUAACCCUGGUCUGCCUCUACAGUGGCUUUCUCUUCGGCCUCAUGUACACCUAUGUGAUUGCUUCUCCGUGGAUCUACCAACACUACUACAAUUUCGACCUCACCGCCCAGUCACUCUCAUUCAUCGGUCUGGCCACCGGCGCACUCACAGCAACAAUUCCCCUUACGAUGCUGGACUACUACCUCUAUCAACCUCGCCUCCGCAAAUUUCAAUCCUCUUACCCACCCGACACACGCUGCCCACCCGAAAAUCGCCUCUAUCCAGCCAUGAUCGCAUCUCCCUUGCUGCCGGCCUUCCUCUUCCUCUUCGCCUGGACAGCCCGGCCCUCAAUCCACUGGGUCGUGCCCAUCAUCUCCCAAAGCCUAGCCAUGGCUUCUAGCGUCAUGAUCUAUGCACCCUGCAACCUCUUCAUGAUCGAUGCUUACGGCCCACUGUACGGCGCUUCAGCAGCAGGCGCAGCCAUGCUCUGUCGCUACAGCCAGAGCACCGCUUUCCCGCUCUUCUCGCUCCAGAUGUACCGCGCUCUUGGAGUAGGUUGGGCGACUAGUAUCCUAGCCUUUUGCACUCUGGCAAUGGCACCCAUACCCUGGCUCUUCUGGCACUUUGGCGAGCAAAUCCGACAGAGAACCAAGUAUGAAACUAGUGCUUAG
Molecule: messenger RNA, 1452 nt
Organism: Lecanosticta acicola
Lineage: Eukaryota; Fungi; Ascomycota; Dothideomycetes; Mycosphaerellales; Mycosphaerellaceae
Source: the annotation of a GenBank genome assembly